AUGGGGGCGCGCUCUGCUUCGGUGGUGCGCGCACCAUCCAUGAAUGAGAAGUUGGGGUUGACCUUGGCUAAGGGUAACGCAGCUGUUUUGGUAUUGGCAUCGAUAUUAAUAUCAUCAUGCUGGUGCGCAUCAGCGAAAGCGAUGUAUUCAGAUGCGGAGGCGCUGGCGGAGUUCAAGAACUCGUUGACACAUACGGUGGCCCUGAGCAGUUGGGACCCAACCAUAAACCCAAAGCCACCUUGCUCUGGCAACAUUUCCAACUGGGUAGGCCUGUUUUGUUUGAAGGGCAAUGUUUGGGGUUUGCGCCUCGAGAACAUGGGCCUAACAGGCAACAUCGACGUAAUGUCUCUGGCUUCAAUCCCCGGUCUCCGCUCGGUUAGCUUAAUGAACAACACCUUUGUGGGUCCUUUGCCUAGCGUCAGGAUGUUGCCAAAUCUCAAGGCCCUCUUCCUGUCCUACAAUCAUUUCUCAGGAACCAUACCCGACGAUGAAUUUAAGGAUUUGCGUAAAUUGAAGAAACUUUAUUUGUCUAACAAUGAGUUCACAGGUCAAAUUCCUUCCUCUAUUGCCACCUUGCCUAGUCUCCUCAUCCUCAGGCUCGACUCAAACAAGUUUCAAGGACAAAUCCCUCAAUUUCAAAACACUGAUAAUACUUUGAAGGUGCUCGACUUUUCUAACAAUGACUUGGAGGGUCCCAUUCCGGCCAAGCUAAUCGCCUUCGGCACCUCCUCAUUUAGCGGAAACCCAGGACUAUGCGGGGCGCCCUUGACGAAUGAGUGCCAGGAGGCAGCCACACCAUCCAAAAUGCGUCUUCUAAAAAUUUUACUCGGUGUGGUCACGAGUGCAUUGAUAAUAGUCAUUCUGGUUGCAUUGUUGGUCAUAUGUCAGUUGAGGUCGCAAACGUCCCAACUGCAACACAAACAACCUGCAGCAGGUCAUCAGGCCUCAACGUUGCAGGGCCAGGGCCAAGCCUCCAACAAAUGUGUUCCUCCCAUUAUUGUCAAAACUAAAAGCCUAGCGGAUCACGACAAUGGUAGUGCCGGGCAGGUGUCAUCAGAUCAUGGUCAUGGACAUGCACAAGCACAUUCCAGGAGGGGGGAACAAGGCAAACUGACAUUCCUCAGGCAUGACCAACCCAGGUUUGAUUUGCAGGAUUUGCUUAAGGCCUCCGCUGAAAUUUUGGGAAGUGCAGGAUUUGGAUCCUCCUACAAGGCCGUCAUUUUAGACGGUUACGCCUUGGCUGUCAAGAGGUACAAGCAAAUGAACAAUGUCCCGAGAGACGAGUUCCACGAGCACAUGAGAAGACUAGGCAAUCUUAACCAUCCCAAUCUCCUCCCUUUCCUCGCCUAUUAUUAUAGAAAGGAAGAAAAGCUUCUACUCUCUGCCUUUGUUCUCAACGGUUGCUUGGCCAGUCACCUUCACGGCAAUCAUAACCAUCAAAAGCCGGGACUUAAUUGGCCAACUCGCUUGAAAAUCGUGAAAGGUGUAGCUAGGGGUUUAGCUUACCUGUAUAGUGCACUCCCAAGCGUGAUUGUGCCUCAUGGCCAUCUCAAAUCUUCCAACGUGCUUUUGGAUGAAUCCUUCGAGCCCCUGCUCACCGAUUAUGCCCUCAGUCCCGUCAUCAACCUUGACCAUGCCCAACAAAUCAUCAUGCCUUACAAAUCUCCCGAGUAUGCUCAACUUGGACGCAUUACAAAGAAGACUGAUGUGUGGAGUUUUGGAAUUCUGAUACUGGAGAUCUUGACCGGAAAAUUCCCUGCGAACUAUCUCACACUUAGGCAUAAUACUGAUUCUGACAUAGCCAGUUGGGUAAAUACCAUGAUUACUGAGAAACGCACCAGUGACUUGUUUGACGCAGAGAUGGGAGGAAUCGGAAAUUGUAAAUCUGAAUUACUCAAACUCCUGAAGAUUGGCUUGAGUUGUUGUGAGGAGAACGUGGAAAGAAGGCUUGAUAUCAAGGAAGCUCUUCAGCUAAUCGAAGACUUGAAAGAGACUGAAAAUGAUGCUAUUAUUGGAGAAUACUCCUCCACUCUCAUCACCGACAAAAAUGCUUAUAGAGCUCUGUGA
Molecule: messenger RNA, 2067 nt
Organism: Sphenostylis stenocarpa
Lineage: Eukaryota; Viridiplantae; Streptophyta; Magnoliopsida; Fabales; Fabaceae
Source: the annotation of a GenBank genome assembly